AUGAUAUCUGAUACUGAAUUGAACUCCAUCGUUAUUUGCUCCGGUUUAAUCAUGAUGACUUUAAUUGUUGCUUAUAGUACUAUUAGUGCUACUUUUGAAAAGAAACAUAAAUAA
Maudiozyma saulgeensis is the source of this 114-nucleotide messenger RNA. The record is from the annotation of a GenBank genome assembly. NCBI's taxonomy places the organism in Eukaryota, Fungi, Ascomycota, Saccharomycetes, Saccharomycetales, Saccharomycetaceae.